Molecule: messenger RNA, 1575 nt
Organism: Pelobates fuscus (common spadefoot toad)
Lineage: Eukaryota; Metazoa; Chordata; Amphibia; Anura; Pelobatidae
Gene: TRNT1
Product: tRNA nucleotidyl transferase 1
Exons: 8
Coding region: 216-1484 (422 amino acids)
Biological process (GO): tRNA 3'-terminal CCA addition; mitochondrial tRNA 3'-end processing
Cellular component (GO): mitochondrion
Molecular function (GO): nucleotidyltransferase activity; tRNA binding
Source: RefSeq, a predicted model, not a curated record
UCAUUGGCGAUAUUCAUUGCAAGGGUUUGGAGACAUCGAAUUAGCUGUUGUUAUAGUCUAUUGACAAGUUUGACAAGAGGAUGGAAUAAAAUAGAAAUCAUCCCUAUGGAUGAUUGUCACGUUAUAUAUGUACAGUCUGUAAGCGACCAUUACUGAGUACAACACACGUGUGCGAGCAAGGACGUUUUGUAUAUCAUUGGCAGUUUUGGGUUCAGAUGCUAGGACGGUUUUUGACAUUGAGUAGGCAGCUUUACACCAUGAGGCUUCAGUCUGAUGAUUUCAAGGCUCUGUUCACAGAUGGGUUGAAGACCCUUACAAAUCUUUUUGCCCAAGAGAAACAUGAAAUACGCAUAGCAGGAGGGGCUGUGCGAGAUCUCCUUGUGGGGAACCAGCCGCAUGAUGUAGAUUUUGCAACGACAGCAACCCCUGAUCAAAUGAAGGAGAUGUUCCUCAAAGCUGGGAUCCGAAUGAUAAACAACAAGGGCGAGAAGCAUGGAACAGUUACUGCCAGGAUCGAUGAUCAAAACUUUGAGAUCACUACCCUCCGGGUUGACUUGCAAACAGAUGGACGCCACGCAGAGGUGCAGUUCACCACAGACUGGAAAGGCGAUGCAGAGAGACGUGAUCUGACCAUAAACUCCAUGUUUCUGGGAUUUGAUGGGACCCUGUAUGAUUAUUUUAAUGGCUAUGAAGAUUUGCAAAAACGAUGCAUUCGAUUUGUCGGAGACCCAGCUCAACGUAUUCAGGAAGAUUAUCUUCGAAUUCUGCGCUACCUUAGGUUCUACGGAAGAAUUUCAGAAAAACCUGGAAUUCAUACAACUGCAACACUGGAUGCUAUCAAAGAGAAUGCCCCAGGCCUAAGUGGCAUCUCAGGGGAACGAAUUUGGGUGGAAUUGAAGAAGAUCCUUGAAGGAAACCAUGUGAACCACUUGAUUCAAAUAAUUUAUGAACUUGGAGUGGCACCUCAUGUGGGAUUACCAGAGGAUGUAAACUUGACUGAAUUUGCUAGAGUCUGUGGUCACUCCGCACAUUUGUGUCCUAAACCUCUAACCCUCCUGACUGCUCUGUUUUCAAACCCGGAUGCUGUGAACAAACUGGAACUGCGGCUGAAGAUUUCAAAGGAGGAGAAGAACCUUGCCUUAUUUUUACUGAAGCAACGCAACGAGCUGACUGCUGACUCCAGAGAUUCAGAACCUCUGAAACCCUACCAAGACUAUGUGAUUGAUUCUCGGGAGCCUGACGCACAUAAAAAAAUAUGUGAAUUGCUGAAAUACCAGGGGGAAGAGAAAAUGUUUAAAGACAUGGAGUGCUGGACCCUUCCUCGCUUUCCAGUCAGUGGACAUGACUUGAGACGAAUGGGUAUAAAUUCAGGAAAAGAACUCGGCAAGAUCCUUAUGGAGCUUCGAGAACGCUGGAAGGAAAGCGGGUACAAAUCUAGCAAAGAAGAACUUUUGAAUAGUGUUGUACGUGAGCAGGAUUCUUGACUAAUGGAAAGAACAAAGACAAAGCAAUGCAGCAUGUCCAGGAUCACAAGAUUAUACAUUGUACAGUGUAUCUCCGUCUGAACUAUACACG